CAGAUAGAAGACGGUGUAGGUGACAAAAUGGGAAUGCUUUCGAGAGGAAUAACCACAUUUAUCGCAAGUGCAGUUGUAGCUCUUAUAUUCAAUUGGAGGGUCACUCUUAUUAUCGUUGCCGUGGGUCCAGUAUCUACAGUCACAAUGAUGAUUAUGGCUUGGUUGUCAACCUCUCCGAUGAACAAGGUGAUGGAAGUCUCAGCUGAGGCAGGAAGUAUUGCCGAGGAAGCUAUCAUGAACGCCAAAACGGUGGCAGCAUGUAAUGGUCAAGACUAUAUGGUCAAGGUAAGAAGAUCUAUAAACAGAUUAUCUUCUUUAUAAUU
This is a messenger RNA of Strongylus vulgaris, 323 nucleotides long. The record is from the annotation of a GenBank genome assembly. NCBI's taxonomy places the organism in Eukaryota, Metazoa, Nematoda, Chromadorea, Rhabditida, Strongylidae.